Molecule: messenger RNA, 8244 nt
Organism: Conger conger (European conger)
Lineage: Eukaryota; Metazoa; Chordata; Actinopteri; Anguilliformes; Congridae
Gene: trip12
Product: thyroid hormone receptor interactor 12
Exons: 42
Coding region: 757-6909 (2050 amino acids)
Biological process (GO): DNA damage response; regulation of double-strand break repair; protein polyubiquitination
Cellular component (GO): nuclear speck
Molecular function (GO): ubiquitin protein ligase activity; zinc ion binding
Source: RefSeq, a predicted model, not a curated record
UGGCUCUACCACGAUAUGGUUUGAAUUAAAAAUAUGGCUAGCUAGCUAACAUGUUAGAUUUCAAUGCUGAAAGGUUUGUUCGCUGGGUAGCCAGCUAGCCAGAUAAUCUACUUCAGCAUUGAGCUAAUAAACUGAAUUGUAACUUGCAUUCAUACCUAGCUAGCUGGCUAACUACAUUGAUUUGGCUAGCUGCUAGCUAACUGUUAUAGCUACAUUAUAUAUUGACGCUAACCUAACUUAGCGUAACUAAGUUAGCUAGCUAUCUGGCCAGUAACACGAAUUGCUCCUCCUAUGGUUUUACCCCGGAAUUUGUAUAGGAAAAGCACCUUGUUAACCGUAGUCUUAGGAGUAAACCACGUAAGCAGGCUGCUCUAAUUAACUAAAGCGCUUUAGAUGGCAAACAUGAAAGCAAUGCAGCCAUUCUAUUAUGGAAUUGAUGUCAGAUAACCUAGCUAGCUAGCUAACUUUAGCAUGCUAUAAUCUAACGUUACCUAGUUAUUUUGUGUAGGCUAUGGUGAUUCAGCGUUAGCACUGUUGUUUAACGUUGGCUAACUUUGCUAGCCUACCUAAUUGGACACUGACAAAUUCCUUCUGUAGCUAACGUUAGCUCACUAGCUAACGAUUCAGAUUUAAUUAGCUAAUACAGCACGGUACUUUCCGUAUCGGAGCAGAAACGCUGUGGCUUCUUCGUAGAGCGACCAUUAUUGUGAAUGGUAGUGUCUAGAAAGGGUAUGUCCCUUCAGGAGAGAGGUGCCAAUGUCCAACCGGCCUAAUUCCAAUCCAGGGGGGUCACUGCGACGUUCACAGAGGAACACUGCUGCGGCCCAGCCACAAGAUCACGCAGGAAGGUUGCAGUCAGAGCAGGUUAAACAAAAAGCAAAUUCCAUUCCUGAAAGUAGAAGACCUAUAUCUAAGGCUUCAAAAGCCCAACCCAGCUCAGCCCCUGGGCAGUCCAGAGGGCACAGCUCGAAAAGGAGCGGCCUUUCGCUGUCGGUGGCCUCAUUCGUGCUGCGAGAGGACCCAGACGCCGCGGGGACAUCCGAGCAGGACCGGCCCGGCCCCGCGUCCAAGAGGGAGGGGAUCCGAGGUUUCAAACGCAGCUCCGCUCCGGAACACAACAGCUCCUACUCCCCCAGCCCUGCCAAAAAGCCCAAAGCCCCCCAGCCCCCGCAGAGCUCCCCCGAGCCCAAGAGGGGACCGCCCAAGUCCAAGAAGAGACGGCUGGCCCCGGAGCCGCCGGCCUCCAGCAGCCGAGCCCAGAGCAGGAAGAGUGGAGCCACUGGGGGCUCCCCGCCCCAGAAAGGGAGAAAGACUGACGCGUCCUCCAGCGUGAGCGGCACCGCAGGGCCCCUCCCCACCCGCGCCGAGGGCAGGUCCGCAAAACCCUCCAAGCUGGCUUCGAAAUCGGCCGCCUCAGCCAAAGCUGGGUGCAGCACUGUGACGGACACCUCUUCCUCCGCCUCCACCUCCUCGUCCUCCUCGUCCUCGGCCGCCCCGCCGGGCGCGCGCCUGAAGCAGGGCAAAGACCAGAGCAAGGCGCGGCGCUCGCGCUCCGCCUCCAGCCCCAGCCCCCGCCGCAGCGGCCGCGACAAGGAGCAGGCCAAGCUCGCCGGCUCCUCCAAGUUCGAGUGGCCCGCCCGCUUCAGCCCCAAAGUCAACCUGCCAAAGCCAAAACUCUCUCUACCUGGGUCCUCCAAGGCCGACAACUCCAAACCCGGCCCUUCAGGACUACAGGCCAAACUAGCAAGUUUGAGGAAGUCCACUAAGAAGCGCAGCGAGUCCCCUCCGGCAGAGCUCCCCAGCUUUCGGCGGAGCACACGGCAGAAGACCACGGGCUCGUGUGCUAGUACCAGUCGGCGAGGCUCUGGCCUGGGCAAGCGCGGGGCAGCCGACACUCGCCGCCAGGAGAAAAUGGCCGACUCGGACAACAACCAGGACGGAGCCAACUCCUCCACCGCACGCACCGACGAGGCGCCUCAGGGAGCAUCAGCCUCUAGCUCUGUGGCCGGAGCGGUAGGGAUGACCACGUCUGGGGAGAGCGAAUCGGAUGACUCAGAAAUGGGCAGACUGCAAGCUCUUCUGGAGGCCAGGGGCCUCCCCCCUCACCUCUUCGGGCCUCUGGGACCCCGCAUGUCGCAACUGUUCCACAGGACGAUAGGGAGCGGUGCCAGCUCCAAGGCCCAGCAGCUCCUGCAGGGUCUCCAGGCCACGGGCGACGAGUCCCAGCAGCUGCAGGCCGCCAUCGAGAUGUGCCAGCUGCUGGUGAUGGGCAACGAGGAGACGCUGGGGGGGUUCCCGGUGAAGAGCGUGGUGCCCGCGCUGAUCACCCUGCUGCAGAUGGAGCACAACUUUGACAUUAUGAACCACGCGUCCCGCGCCCUCACCUACAUGAUGGAGGCGCUGCCCCGCUCCUCCGCUGUGGUCGUUGACGCCAUUCCCGUCUUCCUCGAAAAGCUUCAGGUGAUCCAGUUCAUUGACGUGGCAGAGCAAGCGCUCACUGCCCUGGAGAUGUUGUCACGACGACACAGCAAAGCCAUCCUGCAGGCGGGUGGACUGGCAGACUGCCUGCUGUACCUGGAGUUCUUCAGCAUUAACGCCCAGCGGAACGCCCUCGCCAUAGCAGCCAACUGCUGCCAGAGCAUCACGCCCGACGAGUUCCACUUUGUGUCCGACUCCCUGCCCCUGCUGACACAGAGACUCACCCACCAGGACAAAAAGUCUGUUGAAAGCACCUGCCUGUGUUUCGCCAGGCUUGUAGACAAUUUCCAGCACGAGGAGAACCUGCUGCAGCAGGUGGCGUCCCGGGACCUGCUCACCAACAUCCAGCAGCUGCUGGUGGUGACUCCGCCCGUGCUGAGCUCGGGGAUGUUCAUCAUGGUGGUGCGCAUGCUGUCGCUCAUGUGCUCCAACUGCCCCUGCCUGGCCGUGCAGCUCAUGAAGCAGAAUAUCGCAGAGACUCUUCGUUUCCUCUUGUGCGGAGCGUCGAGCGGUAGCUGUCAGGAGCAGAUCGACCUGGUUCCCAGGAGCCCCCAGGAACUCUACGAGCUGACCUCGCUUAUCUGCGAGCUCAUGCCCUGCUUGCCCAGAGAGGGCAUCUUCGCGGUGGAUGCCAUGCUGAAGAAGGGGAGCGCCCAGACCAGCGAAGGGGCCAUAUGGCAGUGGAGAGACGACCGCGGCCUGUGGCACCCUUACAACCGCAUCGACAGCCGCAUCAUCGAGACGGCGCACCAGAACGGGGAGGAUGAGAUCAGCCUGUCCACGCUGGGCCGCGUCUACACCAUCGACUUCAACUCUAUGCAGCAGAUCAACGAGGACACGGGAACCGCCCGGGGAAUCCAGCGCAAGCCCAACCCCAUGGCCAAUCCCAACUCUGGCGGGCACGCGGAGGUGAAGCGGGAGGACGCGCGGGCGCAGCUGAUGAAGGAGGACCCGGAGCUGGCGCGCUGCUUCAUUAAGACGCUGUUCGGCGUUCUGUACGAGGUGUACAGCUCCUCCGCCGGCCCCGCCGUCAGACACAAGUGCCUUCGAGCAAUCCUGAGGAUCAUCUACUUCGCCGACGCAGAGCUGCUGCAGGACGUGCUGAAGAACCACGCCGUGUCCAGUCACAUCGCCUCCAUGCUGUCCAGUCAGGACCUGAGGAUUGUGGUGGGAGCCCUGCAGAUGGCAGAGAUCCUGAUGCAGAAGCUCUCAGACGUAUUUAGCGUGUAUUUCAGGCGAGAAGGUGUGAUGCACCAGGUGAAGAACCUGGCCGAGUCAGAGACCUUCCUCACCAGCCCCCCGAAGGCGUGUACCAGCGGGACGGCCAGUCUGUGCACUACCACCAUCAGCACGGCGACCACCACCGCAGCAACCAACGCCACGCCCGACCUGGGCUCCCCCAGCUUCCAGCACAGCAUGGAUGACUCGCUCGACCUGAGCCCGCAGGGGAGGUUGAGUGAUGUUCUGAAAAGGAAACGACUUCCCAAACGAGGGCCGAGAAGGCCAAAGUACUCCCCUCCGAGGGACGAUGACAAAGUUGACAAUCAAGCCAAGAGUCCCACCACGACUCAGUCCCCAAAAUCUUCCUUUCUGGCAAGCCUCAAUCCCAAAACCUGGGGCAAACUGGGCGCCCAGAACUCCAGCGCUAACUCUGAGCCCUCCCGCACAGCUGGGGUGAGCGGCCUGGCUCGUGCCCCGCCCAAGGACUCCGUCUCCAACAACAGAGACAAGAUCAAGGCCUGGAUCAAAGAGCAGGCCAGCAAGUUUGUGGAGCGCUACUUCAACUCCGAGAAUGUCGACGGUAGCAACCCAGCGCUGAAUGUACUACAAAGGCUUUGCACUGCUACCGAACAGCUGCACUUACAGGUGGAUGGUGGGAUCGAGUGCCUUGUCGAAAUCUGCAGUAUUGUCUCCGAGUCGGACGUCUCCUCAUUUGAAAUCCAGCACAGCGGCUUGGUCAAACAGCUGCUCCUGUACCUGACCUCAAACAGUGACCGGGACGCCGUCAGCCGGGACGUGCGUCUCAAAAGGUUCCUGCACGUCUUCUAUGGCUGCCCGGUUCCCGGGGAGGAGCCCGAUGGCCGUCUGGACCCCUCCGGCAGCGGCCCUCUGCUGUCACUGGUGCACAAGAUGAACAACUGCCUGAGCCAGAUGGAGCAGUUCCCCGUCAAAGUGCACGACUUCCCCAGCGGCAACGGGACCGGAAGCAGGGGGUCCCAGGCUCUGAAGUUCUUCAACACUCACCAGCUCAAGUGCCAGCUGCAGAGACACCCGGACUGCACCAACGUCAAGCAGUGGAAGGGGGGCCCUGUCAAGAUUGACCCCUUGGCGUUGGUGCAGGCUAUCGAGAGAUACCUGGUCGUGAGAGGUUACGGGAGAAUUCGAGAGGAAGACGAGGACAGUGACGACGACGGAUCAGACGAUGAAAUUGACGAGUCAUUGGCGGCGCAGUUCCUGAACUCGGGCAGCGUGCGGCACAGGCUGCAGUUCUACAUGGGCGAGCACCUCCUGCCCUACAACAUGACGGUGUACCAGGCCGUGCGGCAGUUCAGCCUGCAGGCCGAGGAGGAGCGCGAGUCCACCGACGACGAGGCCAACCCGCUGGGCCGAGCCGGCAUCUGGACCAAGACCCACACCAUAUGGUAUAAGCCUGUGCGAGAGGAUGAGGACGGCAGUAAGGACGUAGUGGGCGGGAAGAGAGGCCGUGCGCAAACGGCCCCCACCAAAACCUCGCCUCGCAACGCCAAGAAGCACGACGAGCUGUGGCACGACGGCGUGUGUCCCAGCGUGACCAACCCCUUGGAGACGUACCUGGUUUCUGAGCCGCCGGAGAGCAUGACCUUCGACGACCCCUCCCGCGACGUCAACCUGCUGCUCAGGGUCCUGCACUCCAUCAGCAGAUACUGGUUCUACCUGUACGAGAAUGCGGCGUGUAAGGAGAUCGUAUCCACCAGCGAGUUCAUAAACAGCAAGCUGACCGCCAAGGCCAACCGGCAGCUACAGGACCCUCUGGUCAUCAUGACCGGGAACAUCCCCUGCUGGCUGACCGAACUCGGCAAGACCUGUCCUUUCUUCUUUCCCUUCGACACGCGGCAGAUGCUCUUUUACGUGACCGCGUUUGACCGUGACCGCGCCAUGCAGAGGCUUCUGGACACCAACCCCGAAAUCAACCAGUCCGACUCCCAGGACAGCCGGGUCGCCCCACGGCUCGACCGGAAGAAGCGCACUAUAAACCGGGAGGAGCUGCUGAAACAGGCAGAGUCUGUGAUGCAGGACCUGGGCAGCUCCAGAGCCAUGCUGGAGAUCCAGUACGAGAACGAGGUGGGCACGGGGCUGGGGCCCACUCUGGAGUUUUACGCACUUGUGUCUCAGGAGCUACAGAGGGCCGACCUGGGGCUCUGGAGGGGCGAGGAGGUCACCCUGUCCAACCCGAAAGGGAGCCAGGAAGGCACCAGGUAUAUGUUCAGCUCCAGGGGGCUGUUCGCCGUUCCUUUCGGCAGGACGACCAAACCCGCGCACAUCGCCAAGGUCAAGAUGAAGUUCCGCUUCCUGGGCAAGCUCAUGGCCAAAGCCAUCAUGGACUUCAGGCUGCUCGACCUGCCCCUGGGGCUGCCCUUCUACAAGUGGAUGCUGCGCAGCGAGGGCUCCAUCAGCUCCCACGACCUGCUGAACAUCGACCCCGCCGUGGCCAAGUCCAUCCAGCACCUGGAGGACAUCAUCCGGCAGAAGAAGAGGCUGGAGCAGGACCGGUCUCACACGCGGGAGACCCUGCAGCAGGCUCUGGAGGGCCUCAACAUGAACGGCUGCUCUGUGGAAGACCUGGGGCUGGACUUCACCCUGCCCGGCUUCCCCAACAUCGAGCUGAAGAAGGGCGGCAAGGAUGUCCCGGUCACCAUCCACAACCUGGACGAGUACCUCAGGCUGGUGGUGUACUGGACGCUGAACGAGGGCGUGUCCCGGCAGUUUGAGUCAUUUCGGGAAGGAUUCGAGUCGGUCUUCCCCCUGCACCACCUGCAGUAUUUCUACCCUGAGGAGCUGGAUCAGCUGCUGUGCGGCAGCAAGUCUGAGACCUGGGAUGUGAAAACGCUGAUGGAGUGCUGUCGGCCCGACCACGGCUACACACACGACAGUCGAGCAGUGAGGUUCCUUUUCGAGGUGCUCAGUAGUUUCGAUGCUGAACAGCAGAGACUGUUCCUGCAAUUUGUGACGGGGAGUCCCAGAUUGCCUGUUGGAGGGUUCCGGAGCCUGAACCCGCCGCUGACCAUCGUGCGCAAGACGUUCGAGUCGACGGAGAACCCGGACGACUUCCUGCCCUCGGUCAUGACCUGCGUCAACUACCUGAAGCUGCCGGACUACUCCAGCAUGGAGAUGAUGCGGCAGAAGCUGCUGAUCGCAGCGCGCGAGGGGCAGCAGUCCUUCCACCUGUCCUGAUCCCCCCCCCACCCCCACCCCCCGCCCCGCACGCACAUGCCUUCCACAGCAGCAGAGACAUCACUCUUCCUUUAGGGGUUUCCAUCUCAUCCCCCUUUCCUUUUGGGUUUUUUUUUGUAAUCACCUCCAUCAAGGCGACGAGUACAGCCUUGUUAGAGCGAGCAGCUUGCAUUAAUGAAAAAGACUCAAUAUAUUAAAAAUAUACCUGCUGCCCCCCCCCCACACCCUUUCUUUCCCACAAACUGAAAAGUCAUUUCAUGACCGACAAUUCAGAAAUUUGAAGACUUAAUCCUUAGUUGAGAGUAAUGUUUAAAAAAAAAAAAAAAAAAAAAAAAUAUCAAAGAAAAGAAAAAAAAAUCUGGGUGACAUUUUAAACUUGCGUUGCUGUGUGAUAUUUAAGAAAAGGGAUGUUUCUCGCCACAGUGGUGAGAUGUUGCUGGACGUCCGGCGGGGUGCCUACGUUGAGCAGACCAGGUUCACUAUAGCUCCAAAGAUCAUUUGUACAGACCUGCUCAUUCUCCACGUGUGGGGCCCGCUCUGCGCUCCCACGUCCUCCUGUCCCGUCUCCGUUUGCACCGUUUUGUAUAAAACGCCACCAGUUUGUGUGCUGUACUUUUCCGUUCUCCCCCCCCCCCCGCCCCGUACCUCCGCCCCCCCCUCGUGUGUGUUGAUGAAUCUUGUGAAAAAGCGAGUUGGAGUCCGGGGGAGUGAGGGUGCUGACUGAAGCGUAGGUUUUGAUCAGAGUUAAAUGGUGUUACUAAGCGCUUCAGCCCUCUGUUGAGGAGUAUACCCAGUGCGUUGGAUUUUUUUUUUUUUUUUGGCUGAUACUUUGUUAGAGUAGUGUGACUCUGCUGGACCCUGAGGGACCCGGUGUGGGUGGGGUUAUCAACCCUCUCUCAAUGAAGCGCUUGGCUCAAAGAAGCCUGGAGCGCUUCAAAUCCCAUAUUGUAGCUGAGCACAAAAUUUGGCUGGUCUUAUUUUUAUCAGUUCGCAGCCAGAUAGCAUUUCAAGUUCAUUUUUGCGGAAUUAAGUUUAUCUGCAGUUUCACACCCAUGCUGAGGUGACAUGGCUGCUCUACCCUUUUUUAAUUUUUCUAUCAUUCAGGGUUUUUUUUUUUUUUUUUCUUGCUGUAGGUUUUUUUUUGGUUUGUUUUUUGUUUUUGCACUGCUGGCUUGGAACAAACUGUGGUGUGCACCUGCAGUCUGUGGCCAGGGGAGGGCGCCACUAUGCUCUCCUGGCUAGUCGUUCAUGUGCUGGUUUCUAAGAUCUGCAAUAAUUUACUGCAUCAGGUUCAUGUUUUUACCUGAACAUAAAUAAAGUAACUGUUUGACUCCU